Lingula anatina is the source of this 1368-nucleotide messenger RNA. Its product is annotated as putative ascorbate peroxidase. Lineage: Eukaryota; Metazoa; Brachiopoda; Lingulata; Lingulida; Lingulidae. Gene Ontology annotation, molecular function: heme binding; peroxidase activity. The record is from RefSeq and is a predicted model, not a curated record. Gene Ontology annotation, biological process: cellular response to oxidative stress; response to reactive oxygen species; hydrogen peroxide catabolic process.
UCGCGAGUGAAGUGGUACUAUGGGAAAUGGACCACCUGUAAGGAGCUACCCGGAGCAGUGGGCCUAUCUUUUAAUCUUAUUUCCAGUUGACGCCUUCAAGGCAGUGGACUGAAUAUAUAAAAGAAAUAAUACGGACGGACUUAACUUGGCAUGAAAAUAGUAUACAAAAGUGAAGUAUAGGCGAUACAAUAUUUUGUAACAGACUACUGGCGCGCCUUGUGUUCAGAGAGUAGGCCUUUACGAUGUACUUGAGUCAAUUUUGUAUCGCUCUGGUUUUGCUUGUACAAUGUAAUGCGUUCACGUCUCUUACGAACGUACAAGUUCGCCAGACUACGACACGUCUUACCAGCUUGCUUACAGGUUACAAGGUUGGAUUGAGCAGGCCACUGAUUCCCGGGUCCGUGCGGCUGGCUUUCCACGAUUGUGUUGGAGGCUGCGACGGCUGUGUGAACCUCGACAACGCCGACAACUCCGGUCUGCAGACAACUGCAAGGGAACUAAACAAAGUAUACGACAACGAAGGUUUUAACAAGUUGAUGUCCCGUGCUGACUUUUGGGCUCUCGCCAGUGUUACCGCGCUCGACAUUGCUGCCGGUUUCCAAGAGUGCCAUACCGUUCUUUGUCUGUGGUUGCCCCGCCCAGAGAUAACUUUCCGCUGGGGACGAAAGGACUGUCCCACCUCCCCGUCCACGUCGCAGGUGAGAAGCUUCCCAGACGGACACGGGGACCUGUCCAGUGUCAAGUCUUUCGGCAACCAUACAUUCGGUUUAAAUCUCCGCGAGACAGUGGCUCUCCUUGGCGCGCAUACGCUUGGAACAGCCCAGAAAAACCAAUCCGGAUGGAACGGUAAAUGGGUGUGGAACCAACAUACCCUGAGUAACCUCUACUACCAAGAACUCAUCAGUAAGAGCCUGAGGAGGCCAUGGACCCAAAUAAAUGUCGGUAAGCGAUCUGACAGAUGGCAGUGGAACGCGCAGAGCAACGAGGGCGGCAAAGCCAAAGGUGGAACAAUUUUCAUGCUGAACACUGACAUGAGUUUGUACAAGGACAUAAAGGUUGACUCUCAAGGCCGCAGCAGUUGUCCAACAGCCGCAACUUGUGGAGCGUCAGAGACGGCGAGCAUCAUGGAAGAAUAUGCUGCCAACAACGCCCUCUGGAUGAAAGAAUUUUCAGCAGCUUUUGAAAAGAUGAUUUCCUACGGAUACGAUAACUUGGCGGUGCCAAACUAAGGCCACGACAGGAUAAUUUUUAACGAUCGUUCUUGAACUUUAAUUGUAUUGUGCAUUUUAGAUCACCCCAGUGAAUCACUUAAAAGGUCUGUUUUGAAUUUUCAAUAAGGUUUCCCAUUACAACGGUAAUUCCUAUUGU